CAGGUGGGCUAACUGGAACUUGAGGAAAGAUGAACUGGGUCACUUCUUGCCUACACAAAAUAGGAAAGAAUUCUCUUCUUUCCUCCAACUGGGUCACUCUUGGAGCAACUGGGAGUAUAAAAAGGUGACGUCAAGGCUAAGACAGCAUUGAAACAAACAAAACCCAAGCAGUCAGGAAGUCAGACCAUUCUGAGGGAGACCCACUGGAAAGGACCACAACUUCUAAAAAGGGGCAGGAAAGCUUUUUCCACAAGAAGUCAAAAAGAGGGAAUUGUCACUCUUUUUGCAUUGGACAUUGCUAUAAUUUCUUUUGUUGAUUAGAUUUUCAUUGCUCAAAAUGAAAUCGGGAUUCUUUCUAACUUUGUUCAGUUGUUUGAUCAUCAUUCAUGGAUCCACAACCGCGCCAUCAGAGGUCACGAAAGAGCCACAGAAAGGCGAUACUGAUAUCAUCGAGGAUGAAAAACGUCAGGCAGCCGUACAUCAAUAUCGGUCCGUUUGUCACGGAGAUGGAACGUGUUCGUAUAUCUUCACCUUGACGGUACCAGCCACACUAGGCAUGCCACUGCCGCUGGACGUGGACUCGAUGAUGGGAUCAAUCGAUGCUGACUCUCCAAAGGUUAAAGUCAUUCAAGAACAGCUUCAGGUUCUCCAUAAUACGUUAUAUAAUCUCACAAUGGCCAAUCACGAAGAAACCAUGAUGCUGACCAAUGACAUCAACAAUAUGCAAACAAACGUAAAAGAUAUCGACACCAAGGUGAAAGACGUCGACUCGCACACGAGGAUGCUGAACGAUGGUUACUCCACGCUGAAGAACGAUGUCAGCCAGAUUGAGGCAAAGGUGGCAGCAGCUACGCAGAGCUUGGACACCAAAUUAUCAAAAGCAAAAGCUGAGAUGGUGCAAGUUGAGGGAGAAUUGAAAUCUAUGGAGGAGUAUUUUGCAAUGUACAAGGACGGUGUGAGCGAGCAUGACCUUCAGAACUUUCAGUACGUUAUCAAAGUACAGCAACCUGAACCUGCUGAAAAUCUGGCUGUAGGCACUGAUUGCUCUGUCCUGUACAACGCUGGUAUGAACAUUAGCGGUGUCUACGCGAUCAAGCCUGACCCUGGAGUGAAUGGCACAACGUUUGAUGUGUACUGUGAUAUGGAGACUGAUGGCGGUGGCUGGACGGUCCUACAGCGCAGGGAGGAUGGCAUGCAGAACUUUGACAGGAAAUGGGCAGACUAUAAGGAUGGUUUUGGUGAUCUGACCGGUGAAUACUGGCUGGGCCUUGAGAAGAUGUACAUCCUGAACCUGAGAGGAAACAAUGCCGUUCGCUUUGACUUGUGGGACUUUGCCGGGGAAACUGCACAUGCCUCAUACACCAAGUUUAUCUUAUUUGGUGAGGACGACAAGUACCGGAUUCAGGUUGGGCAGUACUCUGGCGAUGCUGGCAAUGCCUUCCAUUAUGGUAACCGCUUCCUACGACACAAUAACCAGCAGUUCUCAACUAUAGACAAUGACAACGACAGAUAUGGACGAAGUUGUCCAGAGAUCUACAGCAGUGGUUGGUGGUUUCAUAACUGCAUGGUGGCUAACUUGAAUGGACUUUAUUACGAGGGCGGUGUCUAUAAGAGCCACCGUAAAGACGGUAUCAUGUGGCAGCCGUGGCGUCAUGAAUCAUCAUUGAAGAAAACAGAGAUCAAAGUGAGGCCAGCCAAUUUUCUCAAAAAUCAACAAAAAGUUAUUGAUGCGCAAAAUGUAGAGCCUUAGUGUUCUGCUUGCAUUGACUUGUAUUCAUUACAAGGAUGGACUAUGCGUCUGUGCCAUCUGUGAUGAAUCUAUGGAACAAUAUAACCAGCAUAACACUAACACUUAUUAAGACAGAAUUGUCAUCUGAUAUUCAUGACAUCUAUCCAUGAUAUGGAGAAGACGUAACAUUAGAUGACUGAAAAGUUGUAUUUAUUACAUGUACUGUCAACAUAAUGUAAAUUACUGUAAAUAAAGUAUAUUUAUGUAGAUAUUUUGAAA
Molecule: messenger RNA, 2008 nt
Organism: Lineus longissimus
Lineage: Eukaryota; Metazoa; Nemertea; Pilidiophora; Heteronemertea; Lineidae
Product: angiopoietin-related protein 7-like
Exons: 6
Coding region: 338-1750 (470 amino acids)
Source: RefSeq, a predicted model, not a curated record